CCUGGGAGGGAACUCACCAGAAACUGGCCCGGAGAUCCUUGCCCGGGAAAACGCCCACUGCGGUGCUGGGGGGAAAGGCCACGCCGCCAUGCCUGGCUCUGGGCCCCACCGAGCCCUCUUCCUGUUGCUACUGCUGCCGGCUGCACUGGCUGUUCCCCUGGAGCGUGGGGCGCCCAGGAAGGAGGAGAACCCCGCCACCGAGAGCCCGGACACGGGCCUGUACUACCACCGCUACCUCCAAGAGGUCAUCAACGUGCUGGAGACAGAUGGGCACUUCCGGGAGAAGCUGCAGGCAGCCAAUGCUGAGGACAUCAAGAGUGGUAAGCUGAGCCGAGAGCUGGACUUUGUCAGCCACCAUGUCCGCACCAAGCUGGACGAACUAAAGCGACAGGAGGUGUCCCGGCUACGCAUGCUGCUGAAGGCCAAGAUGGACGCAGAGCAGGAGCCCAAUGUGCAGUUGGAUCACUUGAAUCUCCUGAAGCAGUUUGAACACCUGGACCCUCAGAACCAACACACCUUUGAGGCCCGUGACCUGGAGCUGCUGAUCCAGACAGCAACCAGGGACCUCGCACAGUAUGAUGCUGCCCACCACGAGGAGUUCAAACGCUAUGAGAUGCUCAAAGAGCAUGAGAGGCGCCGUUACUUGGAGUCACUGGGAGAAGAGCAGAGGAAGGAGGCCGAGAGGAAGUUGGAAGAGCAGCAGCGCCGGCACAGGGAGCACCCCAAAGUUAAUGUGCCUGGCAGCCAAGCCCAGUUAAAGGAGGUCUGGGAAGAGCUGGAUGGAUUGGACCCCAACAGAUUUAACCCCAAGACAUUCUUCAUAUUGCAUGAUAUCAACAGUGAUGGUAUCCUGGAUGAGCAGGAGCUGGAGGCCCUCUUCACCAAGGAGUUGGAAAAGGUGUAUGACCCUAAGAAUGAGGAAGAUGACAUGCGGGAGAUGGAGGAGGAGCGGCUGCGCAUGCGGGAGCACGUGAUGAAGAAUGUGGACACAAACCAGGACCGCCUUGUGACUCUGGAGGAGUUCCUUGCAUCCACACAGAGGAAGGAGUUUGGGGACACCGGGGAGGGUUGGGAGACGGUGGAGAUGCACCCAGCGUAUACAGAGGAGGAGCUGAGGCGGUUUGAAGAGGAGCUGGCUGCCCGCGAGGCAGAACUGAAUGCUAAGGCCCAGCGCCUCAGCUUGGAGACCGAGGCCCUCGGGCGAUCCCAGGACCGCCUGGAGGCCCAGAGGAGAGAGCUGCAGCAGGCUGUCUUACAUAUGGAACAGAGGAAGCAGCAGCAGCAGCAGCAGGAAGGUCAUAACGCUCCACCCGCCAACCCUGAGGGACAGCUCAAGUUCCACUCCGACACAGAUGAUGUUCCUGUCCCAGCCCCGGCCGGUGACCAGAAGGGUGUAGAGGCUGCAGAACAGAAGGUUCCAGAGCAGUCCCCAGAGCUGCCCCAGCUGGAUUCCCAGCAUCCAUGAUCCUUUGGAGCUGAGGGGCCAUGAGUUCCCACUGACAACAGCCGAUGGCACAUCACAAGGCUUCUCUGUGGACCAGCCCGGGGAGGGGACCCGAGGCAUUUCAGGCAUCGCUGCUUAGGCCCAGUGUCUGUCUUUUAUCUGCUAGCAGCUUUUAUACUCUUCAAGUCUGCGGUCCCUUCUUUCUGUCCCUCUCCAAGGGACCUGCCUCUUCUUGUGUCCAGUCAGGGAUUUGCUGUACCAGAUGGGAUUCAGGACCCCUCUCCCCCCACACACCCGUAAACCCCAGGGAGCAUGAACUAUAGGUCUGUCCUUCCCUGCUGGUUGGCACUCAGCUUCCCAGACUGGGGGCUCAUCCUGUACCAGUCACAGGCUGCUGGGCCCGGUUCCUGGAGCCUUAUGGUCCCUCCAGGCCUCCUCUGUGGGCCCAGAGAAGUCUCUAUCUUGUGCAGAGGGAUGCUAAGAGACACUACGCAACCUCAGCAGAACCACAAUGCUGCUUUCCAAGGCCAUACUCUCCCUGGGACCUUCACUUCCAGUUACCUCAGCUUCAGCCUCCUCCCUGACUUCCUGGCCCUGUCUGGCCCUGUCCCAGGUUCGGCUCCUAGGCUAGGAGUCAGGUCUGUCCACCUUUCUGUCUGCCUCUCCUUGCUGUUAGCUGCUAUGUUCUAUUCCAUCCAAAUACACAAUUCAGAACAAA
Dipodomys ordii (Ord's kangaroo rat) is the source of this 2162-nucleotide messenger RNA. RefSeq names its product nucleobindin 1 (gene Nucb1). Gene Ontology annotation, cellular component: endoplasmic reticulum-Golgi intermediate compartment; extracellular exosome. The record is from RefSeq and is a predicted model, not a curated record. The coding region runs from base 89 to 1465 and encodes 458 amino acids. The transcript has 13 exons. Lineage: Eukaryota; Metazoa; Chordata; Mammalia; Rodentia; Heteromyidae. Gene Ontology annotation, molecular function: calcium ion binding.